AAGUCCGAAUGCAGCUGAGAUUGGCUCCAGCGACCCCCCGCGACCUCAAAAGGGACAAGCGGUAGUAAAUGGAUGGAUGGAAGUCCAGUAGUUGUAUGACUAAAAUGUUAUUUAUCAUCUGGACCAUUUGAAACACAUUUGUUCGCCUUGUUUGUCGUCUAAAUGCUGUUGUGAGGUGGCUAGCAACUGUUAGCUUACAUGGCUAGCCCCUGAAAUGUGUAUGACCCUGAGUAAGUUAGUGAUAUAAUUGUACUAAGACAAAGGAAUGAGUGACUUAUGAGUCAUAAAACAACGUUGUGACAAUAGCAUGGUGACCUGGACCAGGAAGUGAGUGGGUGGAGCUUCUACACCGUGCAUGUGUCAGCUGACACCGAGGGACGAUGACCCACAUGGGACCACCUUUAGUCCAGCUGCAAACCCAAGGUCAAAGGCAGAAGACAGGAAGACGUCGGCCUGAACACAAGUUUGGAAAGAGGACUUUUGGCCAUGGAGGAGCCCACUCUCUGACUGGGGCCUUCAUCCUCCUCCACGGGGGUCCGAGAGGAGAACACCUGCCUCCACACGGAGAGACGCCGAAGCAGCUGAUUGGUUGAGCUCCGGGUGAGGUCAGGGGUCGCGUGGGCCAUGGCGGGCAGACUCCUCCUCAUCCUGUUGGCGUCCACCACGCUCGGCCAUGCUCAGUUCCUGCCAGGAGGCCAGCGCCUGAAGCCCCGCCUCCUGAGAGACAGACGCAACAUCCGUCCCAACAUCAUCCUGGUCCUCACCGACGACCAGGACAUGGAGCUGGGCUCCAUGCAGGCCAUGAAUAAGACGCGGCGCAUCAUGGAAGAGGGCGGGACUUCCUUCACCAACGCCUUUGUCACCACGCCCAUGUGCUGUCCGUCACGUUCCAGCAUGCUCACUGGGAAGUACGUGCACAACCACAACACGUACACUAACAACGAGAAUUGCUCGUCCAUGUCGUGGCAGCGUCAGCAAGAACCGCGAACCUUCGCCGUCUACCUCAACAACACAGGAUACAGGACGGCCUUCUUCGGGAAGUAUCUGAACGAGUACAACGGCUCGUACGUUCCUGCCGGUUGGAAGGAGUGGCUUGGCCUGGUCAAGAACAGUCGCUUCUACAACUACACGCUCAGUCGUAACGGGAUCAGAGAGAAACACGGAGCGCAGUACCCUGAGGACUAUCUAACAGACGUGAUCACAGCAGAGUCUAUUCGCUACUUCCGCUGGUCCAAGCGUGUUUACCCACAUCGGCCCGUCAUGAUGGUACUGAGUCACGCUGCCCCUCAUGGACCGGAGGACUCGGCGCCGCAGUACAGCAACGCCUUCCCCAACGCGUCACAGCACAUCACUCCCAGUUACAACCACGCUCCCAACCCAGACAAGCACUGGAUCAUGCGCUACACGGGCUCCAUGAGGCCGAUCCACAUGGAGUUCACCAACAUGCUGCAGAGGAAACGACUGCAGACUCUGCUGUCGGUGGACGACAGCAUGGACAAGCUGUACAACAUGCUGGUGGAGACCAAGGAGCUGGAGAACACGUACAUCAUCUACACGUCUGACCACGGCUACCACAUUGGACAGUUUGGCCUGGUCAAAGGGAAGUCCAUGCCCUACGACUUUGACAUCCGAGUCCCCUUUUACGUCAGAGGACCAAACGUGGAGCAAGGCAGCGUCAACCCUCACAUGGUCCUUAACAUCGACCUGGCGCCCACCAUCCUGGACAUCGCCGGCCUGGACACGCCCCCCGACAUGGACGGCCAGUCCAUCCUGAGCCUGCUGGACGUGGACAGACCCGCUAACAGGUUCCAGGUGAGCAAGAAGGUGUGGAGAGACUCCUUCCUGGUGGAGAGAGGGAAGUUGCUGCAUCAGCGCGUGGAGGGGAAGGAAGUGUCUCAGGAGGAGAACUUCCUGCCCAAGCAUCAGCGGGUCAAAGAGCUGUGUCAGCGGGCGGAGUUCCAGACGCCCUGUCAGCAGUCUGGACAGAAGUGGCAGUGUGUGGAGGACUCCUCGACAAGGUUGCGCCUCCUCAAGUGUAAGAGCGAAGGGGGCGGACCUACGAGCCCAGAGGCGGACCAGCCAAUCAGCAUCAAGCCUGAGGCGUAUCCUGGCGGCCUAGAGAAGUGUGUCUGCGACCUCCGACCUCUGAAGCCGCCGCCCCCCAUCAAGAAGUCGUUCUUCUCCAAGAAGUACUUAAAAGUCCCUCAGAGCUACUCCAGGAACCGCUUCAGUCGCUCCGUACCCGUCACCAGCGGUUACCCCGGCAACCACAGCCUGUUGGGAGGGGCCUCUGACAACAUGACGGGAAACGAGGAGUCCGAGGACGAGUUCAGCGGUAUGGGCGGGGCUCCCACAGUCCUGACUCCACCCAACUCCGUCAAGGUCACACCCAGGUGUUCCAUCCUGACCAACUCCACAGUCCGCUGUGACACGGGGGUCUACGCAUCCCUGCAGGCCUGGAGGGACCACAGGCUGCACAUCGACCAUGAGAUUGAGACGCUGCAGACCAAGAUCAAGAACCUGAAAGAUGUCAAAGGUCACCUGAAGAAGGCCCGCCCCCUGGUGUGCGACUGCAACAAGUACAUGCACAAAUCUAAGCUGAAUAAGAAAUCCCGGUACAGAGGAGGGCGCGUUCACCCCUUCAGGAGGGGCGGGGCCCGCCACAAGAAGGCGUGGCUGGAGAAGGAGCAGAAGAGGAGGAAGAAGAUGAGGAAGAUCAUCAAGCGAAUACGGAACAACGACACCUGUUCCAUGCCGGGACUCACCUGCUUCACGCACGACAACCAGCACUGGCAGACGGCGCCGUACUGGACACUGGGGCCCUUCUGCGCGUGCACCAGCGCCAACAACAACACUUAUUGGUGUCUGAGGACCAUCAAUGAGAGCCACAACUUCCUGUUCUGUGAGUUUGCAACCGGCUUCCUGGAGUACUUUGACAUGAACACUGACCCCUACCAGCUGGUGAACGCCGUCGGCUCGUUAGACCGGACGCUCCUCAACAAUCUUCACGUUCAGCUGAUGGAGCUGCGAGGUUGCCGAGGACAUAAACAGUGCAAUCCUCGCACGCGCUCAGUGGAGCCCGCCGGUGGGCGGGACCACAGCAGCUUUGACGACUACAGGCUGUUUGAGAAGAAGAAGUGGCCCAGAGUCAAGCGACCUUCAUCAUCGCGAACGCUAGGUCCUAUCUGGGACGGUUGGAAGGGAUAAUAAGCUUGGUCCUUAUUGGCCAGAACGGGCUUGUGACUCCGCCCACACCAGCACCAAGGAGCAUGGCGCGGUCGACGGCAUGCACCCUCCACUCGGCCAAUCAGCUUCCAGCUUUUCUGUGACUUCCCCCUCCCGACUGACCUUCAUCAUCAUCAUCAUCAUCAUCACCACUCCACUUCUUCAACCCCUCCUUACCAUGAGGAUGAGGAGGGUGGCGAUGAAGAGAACGUCCUCCUUUGUAUCUUUUGCUCGGAAUCCAUAGUGGCUGUCAGUCAGACAUGGCCACGCCCCCUUUUUGUGGCGGUCUGUCGAACAUGGACACGCCCAAUCCGGCAACUGUUGGCGCAACAUGGACACGCCCCCUCUUGUGUCUUGUGUAAACGCACGCCCUCUAACUGCUGUCAGUCAAAAAUGGACCCGCCCCCUCAUAUGUCAAAUAAUAAUUAUAGACACGCCCCUCAAUAUACUGUCAGUCAAACAUGGACACGCCCCUUCCGCGCAGGAGGUGCUGUUAAAAGUUUUCUGUUAAUAAUUGACUAAUAUAUUUCAAGGCGGCCAUCUUUGUUUGACGAGUAAAGAGGCAGCGAAAACUGUGGUUUACUAACAUUACCCAUAAAGCUUGCACUGACCUCUAGUGGCCAAUCAAGUCGCUUCCUACAACGCUACUAUGUUGAACAAGAGGGAGAAGGUACUAGCGUUGUCAUCAUAGACAUCUUAUAAGUAGAAGCAGCAUUGGCUGCUGUGACGGAGAAAUUCGGCCGCCAUCUUGAAGUGGUGAU
Nerophis lumbriciformis (worm pipefish) is the source of this 3986-nucleotide messenger RNA. Its product is annotated as extracellular sulfatase Sulf-2-like. Gene Ontology annotation, cellular component: endoplasmic reticulum; plasma membrane; cell surface. Gene Ontology annotation, biological process: positive regulation of vascular endothelial growth factor production; positive regulation of Wnt signaling pathway; heparan sulfate proteoglycan metabolic process. NCBI's taxonomy places the organism in Eukaryota, Metazoa, Chordata, Actinopteri, Syngnathiformes, Syngnathidae. The record is from RefSeq and is a predicted model, not a curated record. Gene Ontology annotation, molecular function: glycosaminoglycan binding; N-acetylglucosamine-6-sulfatase activity.